This is a messenger RNA of Penaeus chinensis, 1583 nucleotides long. RefSeq names its product arrestin homolog. Gene Ontology annotation, molecular function: G protein-coupled receptor binding. The transcript is spliced from 3 exons. The record is from RefSeq and is a predicted model, not a curated record. Gene Ontology annotation, biological process: signal transduction; G protein-coupled receptor internalization. Bases 48 to 1193 code for a protein of 381 amino acids. Lineage: Eukaryota; Metazoa; Arthropoda; Malacostraca; Decapoda; Penaeidae. Gene Ontology annotation, cellular component: cytoplasm.
UCUUCGGGACUUCACACACUCCUCCGAGUUCGCCAACAACCUCUUUAAUGGUUAACGCUGUUAAGGUCUUCAAAAAGACUUCACCUAAUGGUAAGGUCACCGCGUAUCUAAGUCGGCGGGACUUCGUGGACCACGUCACCCACACCUCCCCCGUGGACGGUGUGGUUGUAGUGGACCAUGACUACCUGCGAGGAAGGAGGGUUUUCGCGCGCGUGGCGGUCACGUACCGCUACGGUCGCGAGGAGGAUGAGGUCAUGGGACUUCACUUCAGCAAGGAGCUCGAGCUCGUCAACACCGAGGUCGCUCCCCAAGCUGGAGACGUCCAGAUGACCGACGUCCAGGAACGACUCAUCAAGAAGCUGGGUGCCAACGCCUACCCCAUCACCGUGAACCUUCCGGAGAACGCCCCCUGUUCCGUCUCCCUCGACGGCGGGAGUGAGGGUUCUACCCAGCCUCUUGGUGUGAUCUACGAUCUCAAGCUGUACGUUGCUGAACGCAAGGAGGAACGUCCUCACAAGCGAAACUCCGUCGGCUUUGCUGUCCGAAAGGUCCAGUACGCCUGUCCUGGCUCCGGCAACCGCCAGCCCCAGACCCUGGUCAGCAAGAACUUCACUCUUUCCCCAGGAAGGCUCAACCUUGAGGUCACUCUGCCUCGCGACGUCUACUUCCAUGGACAGCCCAUCGAGGCACAGCUUUCCGUCAACAAUGUGUCCAAGAAGACCGUGAAGAACAUCAAGGCUGAGGUUGUGCAGCACGUGGAGGUCACCAUGACCAACACUCACUUCAGCCGAGUCGUGGCUUCACUCGAGUCUCGCGAAGGAUGUCCCAUCACCCCAGGAUGCAACCUCACCAGGACCUUCUCCCUCAACCCUGUUGCCUCCGUCAACAAGCGACGCUUCGGCAUCGCCCUCGACGGCCAAGUCAAGGACCAGGACGCCAACUUGGCAUCCUCUACCUUGGUGGCAGAAGGUAAGAACGUCAACGACGCCUUGGGCAUCGUCGUGUCGUACUCUGUUCGCGUGAAGCUGAACUGCGGCGCCAUUGCCGGCGACCUGACUGCCGACCUUCCCUUCAAGCUGGUGCACCCCGAUCCUGCCUCUGUCAAGGCUCCACUGCGCAAGACUCAGUCUGCCGAUAUCGAAGUCGAGGAAUUUUCUCAGCUGCGCCGUGGUCAGUCCAUUGCGGAGGACUAAGUGAACCAGGAGCUACAGGAUGCUCGGGGAUCAGCCAAUCUUUGUCAACGAAUUCGACUUUCAAGCAUCAGUUUAAUCGGAAGGGAAAUUGCAGUUAAAAAUUCGCACAGAAUUAGACCUUUGCAUCGUACAACACUGUCACUGACAUUUAAGCUUCCUUUAAAGUUUUAUAUUCAGCAUGCCUGUUUCAUUCCUUGAGCAUUUACAUUUCAUGGACAGUUCCAUGAAAAUACAAUUAGGUAUUUGCAUAAUAUAAUUCUGUUUUAAAUGUUAGUUUUGUUAUUGAGUAUAUGUAUGCCAACAUCAUAUAUUGAGCAUUUAUAGUUUCAAGGCAACUUCCAUGUAAUAAUCUUAUUUUCAAUUGAAACUGCAAUAAAAUUUGAAGUAAAA